CAACCCCUAUGGAUACACACAAAGGUUUAUCUAAAGUAUAAUUAUGACAGAACUGGGAGGAGUUUCUUGCCACACUGCUUCUAUUAAAAUGCAACGAUCAGCAAACAGCCCAUCAUAUGGACACGGAUAACAAGUGAAUGAAAUACUGCCAAACUACAUUGAUGGACAAUAGGAAUUUAGCAAACAACGGUCUGAGGCUGCUAAUCGUGGGUCAAAAGCGAACAGGAAGGAGUUCAGUGGGCAACACGCUAUUGGGCAGACGCGUGUUCGAUACGUGGGGUGGAGCGGACAGCUCCGUGGCGCAUGGAGAAUCGGAGGGCCGAGAGCUAAGUGUCGUAGAUGCCUGCGGGUGGGGCGCAAAUGAAAACGUGGUCCCUAAACAGGAGAAAGUGGCAUUGCAUAAUGGCCUGUCGCUGUGUGAUCCCGGACCCCACGUCAUCCUUUUGGUCAUUCCCAUACUAAACUUUAGCCCCUCUGAGAGAGCGGCCGUGCAGAAACGCAUGGAGCUCCUCACAGAGGGCGUGUGGAGGCACACCAUGAUCGUGUUCACCCUGGGGGACCGACUGCGUUACCGCAGUGUACAGGACCAUAUCCAGGAGUCUGGAGAGGAUCUGCAGUGGCUUGUGGAAAAGUGCAGGUAUAGGUACAGUGUUUUAAAUAACAAGAGUCCCCAGGAUAGACAGCAGGUGUCUGGUCUGCUGGACCGUGUGGAGGACAUUCUGAUGGAAAACGGAGCAUGGCACUUCUCCCUCCAUAUGUACUGCAGGCUGGAGGAAGAGUGGAGCCGAAGAGAAAGGGAAAUGAGGGAGAACAUGAAACAAGGACUGGUUGUAGUUUCCGAUCAGAGUCGACAAGGUGUGAACAGUGGUCUAGUGAAACUAGUUUACCAUGGCUAGUAUUACUACGUUAUGGUGUGAACUGAAAAGGAACUUAGAGCUGUAAAUAUGGACAAAGCCAAAACUAUCAGCUGUAAAUUUUUGAUUAAAAAAACUUUCAUGUGUUAACUUUUAACAUUUUAUAUUUUACAGAUUUAGUGAAACAAGAUACAUUUUCUUGAAAAGCAACCUUCCAUAAAAUCUAAUUUAAGAGAAUUUCCGUUUCUUCUUUUCUUUUUGUAAAUGCUUAAAACAAGAAAAAAUAUUUGUCACUGCACUGAGUGCACUCUAAAAAUGGUUGGGUUAUUUUUGACCCAUAAUGGGUAAAUAUUGAACAGAAUACACCGCUAUAUAAAAAUUUAUCCAAAGCAGGGUUGUUUUAACCCAACUGCUGGGUUAUUAUCAAAAGCGAACUACAUUGUUGCAUAACAAUGGGGUAUUUUUAACCCAGCACGUGUUCAGUCCAAAAAUCUG
This is a messenger RNA of Paramisgurnus dabryanus, 1349 nucleotides long. Its product is annotated as GTPase IMAP family member 4. Gene Ontology annotation, molecular function: GTP binding. The record is from RefSeq and is a predicted model, not a curated record. Lineage: Eukaryota; Metazoa; Chordata; Actinopteri; Cypriniformes; Cobitidae.